AGCGCUAAGCAAGCAAAAUGGCGUCUUACUAAGAGAUUCGUGUAUUCGUACAUUCUUUGCAAAUGGUCAAACGUUGUCAUCAUUGUAAUUGUUAGAAUCGCUUAGUGUAGUGAUUUUAUGUUACAUCUAUUAAUUAUUUACCGAAUUUCAUCAUGGGUGCGUCAGAUUUAGAAGGUCCUGAAUUUAAGGGAGAACACUUAGGAAUAGAUUCAGAUACGGAUGGUUUAAUUGAUCAAAGAAAGAAGAAGAAGAGGAAACAUAAACAUCAUAAGCAUAAAAAAGAUAAAUUAAUUGAACGGGAAGAUGAACGAAGAGAGGACAGACAGGAAAGACGGAAACAUAAGAAACAUAAGAGACAAAAAAGAGAGAGGGAUAUAGAGAAUGGUACUGUAGAUGAGAAAUUAAUUUCCAAUGUGGUACAUAAAGAAGUUGGUAUGAAUGGGAAAGCAAAGAACUCUGUAUUAGAAGUUCUUUCUACAGAAGAAAGCGAAGAUGAAAAACUAGUUGAUUUAGAUUCAGAUGAAGUGGAUUGUACAAUCAUAGAAGACGAUAUCGACCUCGAAGAGUUAAUGAAACAAAAGGAACGGUUGCAAGCAUGUUUAGCAAACGUGCAAUAUCUGUCGGAUGAAUCCGAAAAAGCAGACGAUAAGGUUUCUCCGCGAGAAGAAGAGGAAACGAAGACAGCGACAGAGACACCCGAUAUAAUACUGGUAGAAGACGAUAGUGAUACCAAUGAUGCACCACCGAAGAAACGAGCUAGAAGCAAAUCAGGCAGUAGAGAAUGUAAGAAAGUGAUAAAGGCCGAAAGACGUGUUGUAGUUGAUAUGACUAGAGACAGGAAAAUUCGCGAGCAACAUAAAGAUAAGAGGAGAGAUUUUGAUAGGAAAAGAGACGACAAAGUCCGUCCUAGGGAGGAAGGAAAAAGAGAGGAAACACGGAAAGAUGAUAGAUCUUCACGAAGAACUAAUGAGAGGCAGAAAGAAGAUCCGAGAAAGGAGGAAUCUAAUAGAAAACCGGACGAAGACCAGCAGAAACGUAAAGAUGUCUCAAAACGAGACGAGAGUCGUAAAAGGGAAUCUGAUAGACGUGAAGAGAGUCGAAGGCGGGAACCUGUCCGUCAUAGUUCAAAAACUCGCAAUAAUGAGGCGAAAAGCUCGGAUAACAAGAGUCGUGACAGAUUGGAAAGUCGUGAGCGUCAAGAUAGUCGAGAUCGGCACAUUAGUCACGAUCGACGUAGUCGUGAUAGGCCAUCGAGCAGGGAACCACGUCGGCAGGCUAGUCGCGAUAAGAGAGAUAGUAGGAGUAAAGAUCGACAUGGUAAUCGAGACAAACAUGACAAUAGCCGCGACCGACGAGACGGCCGGUAUCACGACCAUCGAGUCGGCGAUCGGUCACGUAGCACCGUCAGGAGAUCUCGCAGUCCUACUCGAACCAGAUCGGAAAGGGAAAGGAAUGAUCGGUACAGAAGAUCCAGAUCACUUUCUCGGAGUCGCAGAGAUAGAGAUAAACAGCAAAUCAGGGACCACGGUAGAGAUCGCGAGAGAGAUAGAGAAAAGAAUAACAAAAGGGAACGCAACGAUAAAUAUAAGGAUUCUUUGUCGGAAGGUCUCAAGAUAGAACAUUCGGAGAGCUCGAGCGAAGAGGAAAUCAAGGACAUUGACAUAGAGGAGGAAGAGGAUGAAGAAGCAAUCAUAGAACGUCGACGGAAACAAAGAGAAGAAUUGCUCAAGAGACUGGGUGGACCAAACGAAGACUCUAAUAUGUCUGCUGACGUAAAUCUCGUCACUGGUUCUCCGGAAAGUCAUUCUAAUAUAUCACAAAAGUCUGUAGAAGUUCCAUCCAACAAUAAUGAAUCCGUUUCGGAGAGUCAUACCCCACCACUGCCCACAGAAAAACUGGAGUCUCCGCAAUCAUCGAUCAAGCGUAAAUCUAGAUUCGAGGAUGCGCCGCCUAACGAAUCUGAGAAGGCCGUGAACAAAACGUCCGAAAGGCUUAAGCAAGAGGAGAAGCAGAAUUCAAAGAAAUCCAAUGAAUGGGACAUGUUCGCGGAGGCGGAUAAUAUAGGCGAUUUUAAUAGCCCGACGGUCGAAGGAAAACGUCAAGGAGGACCGGACAAUCCUAGUUUAACAGAUAAUUGGGAUGACGCCGAAGGAUAUUACCGCGUACGCGUUGGCGAAACACUCGAUACACGAUAUGUGGUCUAUGGAUACACGGGACAAGGAGUAUUCAGUAACGUUGUAAGAGCGAGAGACAGCGCCCGAGGGAAUCUGGACGUAGCUGUGAAAAUCAUCAGGAACAAUGAAAUAAUGCAUAGAACAGGUCUGAAAGAACUAGAGAUUCUUAGGAAAUUGAAUGACGCAGAUCCAGAGGAUAGGUUUCACUGUCUGCGUCUUUUUAGGCACUUCUUUCAUAAAAAUCAUUUGUGCAUGGUUUUUGAACCUUUAGCAAUGAAUUUAAGAGAGGUUUUAAAAAAGUAUGGCAAAGACGUUGGUUUACACGUUAAAGCGGUAAGGUCGUAUACGCAGCAACUUUUUCUAGCGCUAAAGUUAUUAAAACGUGCAAAUAUUCUGCAUGCUGACAUCAAACCGGAUAAUAUUCUAGUCAGUGAAAGCAAGCUAGUGUUGAAACUCUGUGAUUUUGGCUCCGCAUCGCACGCCCACGAAAAUGAAAUCACGCCGUACUUAGUCUCGAGAUUUUAUCGAGCGCCCGAAAUCAUUCUUGGUAUACCCUAUGAUUUUGGCAUUGACAUGUGGUCCGUGGGGUGCACCAUAUACGAACUAUACACGGGAAAAAUAAUGUUUUCGGGGAAAACGAACAACCAAAUGUUAAAGUACUUCAUGGACCUAAAGGGCAAAAUGCCGAACAAGCUAAUUAGGAAAGGCACGUUCAAGGAUCUGCAUUUUGACACUAACUGCAAUUUCCUGUAUCACGAAGUUGAUAAAGUUACGGAACGGGAAAAAGUCGUCGUAAUGUCGACACUGCCAGCGACUCGCGACCUUAACGCCGAACUCGGUGGGAACUCUCUACCGCCGGAGCAAAGCCGCAAAGUUGGACAGUUGAAGGAUCUGUUGGAACGCACGCUAAUGCUGGACGCGGGGAAAAGAAUCACUGUGAAUCACGCUCUGGCGCAUCCCUUUAUACAAGAAAAGAUAUAGAUGAGUCUUCGAUUCAAAUCAUCGUUAAGUGCGGCCGGACCUUUCGAGGGCCUUUAGCGCCGAUCCCGUUACAAGCCCUCCCUGUGAGGAGGGGAGGCAAUGGAAGAGGUGAUGAAAACAAUUGAUGAGGAGGAAAGGAAAAUAUGCGAUAGACUAGCGCCUACAUCGUGUCAACUGCAUAAAAAUACAUGCACUGUCGCUAAACAGUACUACAAGGUUUAUACGACGGUUAACUAGAUUUAUAUCCGCGCGCUAAGGUUUGUCUUAAAGUUACUUGAGAUCGCAGUCGAGGAUUCGUAAGUAUGUAUGCAGGUAAAGUACAUGAUUACAAAAAUUUCAAAUGCUGCUAUUAUAAGUGCAAUUGACACUUGUACCUCUAUUUUUUCAAAUCGUCUUACUUAGAAACUAAGUUUUAGAUAACGGAAAUAUAGUAACACUAAUAUUUGCGGUUUUGAGUUUUCAGAUUUUUAAAGACUACGCUCUAUGAAAACGAAAAGCAGAUGCGAUAAUACGAUUAUGCUCGAAAAAAACUUUUUCUAUCUGUCCAUCUAUCUAUAUAUCUUUCUUUUCAUUCCUCUCUCUUAUCUCUCCCUUUCAGAACAAUUCCUGGAAAACAUGUAGAAAUAAAAUUUAAUGUGAAUAUAUAAAAUGUGAAUAAAAUUUAUUAAAAUUA
Molecule: messenger RNA, 3828 nt
Organism: Dinoponera quadriceps
Lineage: Eukaryota; Metazoa; Arthropoda; Insecta; Hymenoptera; Formicidae
Gene: Prp4k
Product: serine/threonine-protein kinase PRP4 homolog
Exons: 14
Coding region: 153-3155 (1000 amino acids)
Biological process (GO): peptidyl-serine phosphorylation; mRNA cis splicing, via spliceosome; peptidyl-threonine phosphorylation
Molecular function (GO): protein serine/threonine kinase activity; ATP binding
Source: RefSeq, a predicted model, not a curated record